This is a messenger RNA of Saccoglossus kowalevskii, 1867 nucleotides long. RefSeq lists its product as uncharacterized. NCBI's taxonomy places the organism in Eukaryota, Metazoa, Hemichordata, Enteropneusta, Harrimaniidae. Gene Ontology annotation, biological process: spliceosomal snRNP assembly. Gene Ontology annotation, cellular component: Cajal body. Gene Ontology annotation, molecular function: U2 snRNA binding; U1 snRNA binding. The record is from RefSeq and is a predicted model, not a curated record.
GACAUUCAAUCCAACAUGGCGCUCCCCACGUCAAGACAUAUCCGCGUGCGUUUAAGAUUUGACGAGCCUCCGCUUGGCUACCCCAGAAUGUUGUUGUAUUUGGUUAACUUAGAAAACUGUCGAGUUGUUAGUGAUUUAGAAAGUCAGAUAAAGACACGUUUUACAAUGAGCAGAUACACUCACGUUCACUUGUACGUUGACGACUAUUUACUGCCAGCAAAUGAAAAGAUAGAAAUUGUACGAGACAAUGAUGUGAUCAGAGUACAACAGGAAUAUAUCUCGAAAGAAUUAGUCACAAAUUCAGCUAGAACAAAAAAGAAGAAGAAGAAGAGCAAACAUAUAAAUCACGUAGAAAGCGAAGAGCUUGAAUUUUUUGAUUUAGAAUUGCAUCAUGAUGAUUAUCGCAAAGUGAAACGCAAACUGAAAAAACAUAAAGCACAUAAAACACAUGUAGAGCAAAAAAGAAGACGAUUGAACUCGACUGAUGACGAACCCGGGGAAGAGAGGUCAGAGAAAAAAAUCGCAAGUACAGAUGAAAUAAUUAACAGUAUUGAAGAUGCUAAGAAGCAUAAAGCGAACAAGAAAAUGAAAAAUAAGAAAAAGAUUGACAGUGAUAAUGGUGUGUUGAGCAAAUCUGAAAGUGAACGCACAAAUGUUGAAAACACCGAACAACAAUCAACACAAAAAAUUAAAACUGUUCAAACUUCUACAGCAACCAAAAAUUCUAAGUCGCCAAAGAAAUUUGUGAGGGUCAAGAAAAAUAAUACUGCUUCUUCGAACAACCAUUUAAGAUUUGAAUCCGCUUCUGAAUCUGAAUCUACAUCCGGAGAUCAAAAUGAUUCAAGCGUUGACGCUAAGCAUAUCAAUGAUGCUGUUGGUGCCGAGAAGCGAGAACCGCAUUUUAUAUCUCUAUGUAAACCCACCAAGUUGGCGCUUCAAGGUAACACAAAGACAAAUACAAAGACUUCAAGUAAGAAUUCUUCUGAUUUGUCGGAAUCAACGAGUACAUCAAAUGCCUGCAGUGAUUCAAGCGACUCGGACUCUGAUAAUGAAAUCGCUACGAAUUCUACCUCAAGUAAUUUACAUAAAAUUGCCCUCGAAAAUGAAAUCAAUGGGACUGCAGAUGACCGCUCACCUCAGGUGGUUCAUAACGGCAUACACAGUCCAAUUGAACGGAGCACAUCCCGUGGUAGAAAGCGACCAAACAGAAGGAGACGAACACAGCAGAUGUAUGAACUUGACAAAGAGGCUCAGCUCAAUACAGUUUUAACAAACAGGUCUAUUAUAAUCCAGGUUAGUCAGAAUGCGCCGGAUUCCUCCCCGAUGACGAGUAUCCAAACGCAGAAGCCAGCUAGAGACUACAAUAGCUUGACACCACUCCAUGGACCCCCUAGGACUGGUGAUAAGAUAGCUUACAAGAUUUUAGAGCUAUCCUCUUCAUAUAAUCCUGAGAUUUCAGAAUUCAAAGAAGGUUUGGUUACCUUAUAUGAUCCUGUGUUGCAGAGUUUAGAAAUUGACCUGACCUAUGACCCAUCAAGCGUUUCUAAGAAAAGAGCGGGUAAAUUUGACUUGGUCUAUGAUGAUCAUGACGACGACGAUGACCUCAGUAUGAAUGCUUUUGAUGUGAAUGAAGAUAGCGGCAAGGUAUCAGUGACGUGGACAUCUUUGAUAGAACCCAAAUUAAUGCCAGCUACCCCAUGAUAAUAUGAGUAGGAAAAGAAUUGUUAUAAAUCAUGUUGAUAAUUUUGUUUGUAACAAAACAGUUUCACUGCUUUUAUGCAUUGAAAUGUUAGCCUUGGCUACUUUUAAUUUUCUGAAAGAUGUCGAUCAUGUAAGAUAAAUUUUAUUUGAAUAAAAAAUCUAAAUG